Electrophorus electricus (electric eel) is the source of this 6657-nucleotide messenger RNA. It is a transcript of the gene zcchc2, whose product is annotated as zinc finger, CCHC domain containing 2. Gene Ontology annotation, molecular function: nucleic acid binding; zinc ion binding. Lineage: Eukaryota; Metazoa; Chordata; Actinopteri; Gymnotiformes; Gymnotidae. The record is from RefSeq and is a predicted model, not a curated record.
AAAUGAGUUCGUUUGAAAAGAGGAAAGUAAGGCAUUCAAAUGUCAGAUUUUCCGUUGAAACAGUGAUUUUUAUCUACCGGUGCGGGCGGCCCAAGCAGAGACGGUGUGUUGAAAACGCUGCAAAGCCUGGUCAUCCUGAUCUUUUUGCAACGGCAGGCCCUAGAAAAUCUUUUGCACAUUUAAAAAAUUCUAGCCCUGUUUUCACAAGUCACUUUUACAAUUUCACACAGUUCCACACAAAGAUAUCGCCACUGGUUUGUUUUAAUUAAAUCAUGUAGCUAGCUGUCGUGUAGAAGCGAUAUACAGAAGAUAUUGCGUGCACAGACGAAAUUACGUUUAAUUCUGCAGACGAUAUUUUCUGUAUAAAAGUCAUAACUGCGGCAUCGAAAUCGACAUCUUAUAAUACAACUGUUCGAAUAUUAAUCGGUUUAAAUCUCCCAGUAACUGGUUAAUCUGUCGCAGUUGGAGUUAGGCUAAAUUAUAGAUGAGCACACAGGUAAGAAGGAUGAUUCAAAGUAUAAUAGAUGGGAGUCAUUUUACAAUCAUCUGCUUAUAUAUAUUGACUUUACAACGACACAAUGUUACAAAGUAACAUCACUCCUAGCAUAUAUUAUGCACAAACAGAUUAGCAUCCGAAACUUCAUAUUGAUCUAUUGUUACAAUAAAUUAAUUAAAGCUGAGGAAAUUGGAGUGGAGACACAUUGUUUUUUAUAAGCUUGCUAUUCAGUAUGUUAAUGUAUAGGUGUUCGUAUUCACUUCCAAUAGAGAUGAUCUCCUAAUUUUCUUUGCAUAUCUCAAACAGCUCUAAGUUCUGAUAUCCUCAGUUAUCUUUUGGUAAUGUUCUUGUCUGCAUCCAUAUUCUUCUUGAUUAUUUUUGCAUUAUAUCUACGGCCUCUUUUCUAAUACUCACCGUAGGCCCUUCACUAGCAUCAAAGCCACCAACAAGACGUCUGUAAGCCUCACUGCCCAAAUAUGAUCAUGGCGCUAGAAAGAUUUCUAGAUGGUGUCGGGGAUUCUCCCGAGGAGAAUUGCGAGGCAUAUUAAAACGGGAUUUAUUAAAACAGGAGCACGGUGUUUUUAUAACACCUAUAAAAUCGCUGAGCACAUAGUUUAGUAUUACUGGCGAUUUUGAGCAGGUAGAUUUGAACUCAGCAGUGAUGCAACAUCGCCCCAUAGUGGAAAGAAUGAGCUUUACAUUUUUCCUUUUAGAUGACUACACCACCGUUAUGAUGGACCGUUUCAAAAAUGUUGGCAGAAUUACCUAUAAUUUAACACGAAGAGACUUUUCAUGGGAUUUUGUAGACCUUCGUGGUCAGCAUGGAUGAUGGAGAGAUGCGAAUUUCUCACCAAAUGACGAGGGCUUCUAAAGUUUCGGGGGCGAAAAGCCUCUGCGAUACUCGUGACAUAUCUGGCUUUACUAAUAGAGGAAUGGUAACUGAAGGUUUAUAACUGUUGUUUAUUAUUUAUCAUCAACUGUCGCCGAAAACACCGUCACUUCAGUAACCCUUACUAGGAUAGAAGUUUAGGACCCAGCAGUCCAGUGGCUGGGUGGGCGGAGUCCCACUUGAUUGACAUAAUUUUCUGGAGGCACGGCAAACGAGUAAUCUGGCGAAUUGACCACAACCGCGCCGCCUCGCUCGCCACCGUCGUUUUUAACGAAAAUUCCGACCGAAGUUGUCAAUCGUUUCUUAUCGAAUGUAUAACCAGCAGUUAGCGGACGAUAUCGGUGGAUUCACAUUACUGAUGCUCGUCCAACAGACCGUCUUUCGGAGUUGAUCAUGCUUACGAUGAAGCCGCCUGUACGCGCGGCGGAGGAGGGAGACGACACGUUUGAAGGCAAACAACAGGAAAACGGCGAGUGCGGGUUCCACCCGUUUAAUUCGUCGUUAAACACGGCCACUUGCAACGGAUCUGACGAGCCGGCCAGGAGCCCGGGGCAUCCUCCUCGACUCGAUAAGGAGGCGGUAUUCGAGUGGUUCGGCUUACACCUUAGCCCGGCGAAACGAGUGGAGUUCAUGUGCGGGCUCCUCCAUAUGUGCCAGCCGCUGGAGCUCCGCUUCCUGGGCUCCUGCCUCGAGGACCUUGCGCGGAAAGACUUCCACGUCCUGCGGGACUUCGAGUCGCGGGCGAACAGUCCGACCGACCUGGGGCUGCUGAUGGACGUUCGCGACCCCGUCGUGCUUUCGAGACUGCUGGUCUAUUUGUCCCUUCUGGGAUCCAAAAACAGGGAGUGCGCAGGGAUACUGUAUCGGACGUUGAGCCAUGUCGACGCUUUGCACUUGAGGAACUGCGGGGUCGCUUGCCCACAUGGACUUCCCAGGCACCACCACCCCGUCCACAAUCGCCGUGAGAGCGCGGGGGACGCCACCGCCAGAUCGGAGCUGUUGAGCAUGUCGGAGCCGGUGUCUCUGGAGCAGUUGGCGUUGCUCUUCACCAUGGCCUCACUACACCCGGCGUUCACUUUCCAUCAGAGGGAGGUCGUCCGGACGCGGCUAGAGAACGUCGACGCUCUGAUCGAGGAACGGAAGAGACCUCAAACAUUGCGGGACCAGCUUUCCCGGCCAGACUACCUUUGCCCCCACGCCGACGGCAGCCGAACGUGGUCAUCGUGUGCUGGUCCGGUCCGGCACCUCAACAGCACACCCCAGAGGCAAGUGGUGCACAUUGAAAAGGUCACCCUCAAGGAGAUCUCGCUGGGAGCAGACCGCGGACAGUUCAGUUUCGAGGUGCAGUGGUCGGACUCCACGUCUACCGUGGUGAGCAAAAGUCGCCGCGAGCUGCAGGAGUUUCUGCUGAAGCUGUGUAAAGAACAGGGUACAGAGGGCUUCCAGCAAGGCAUUGUGGGACUGCUGAGUCAGCCUGACGGGGAUCCUAGGGCACUGGAGAGAACACUCAGGGAGCUGUUCUGGGCCGUGCCGCAGGAGUUCCUGCGGACGUGCCAGCUCUCGGGGUUCUUCCCGCCUCAGACGCCAUCCCUGCACUGCAGCCACUGUAACAACGCACCUGCAGCCAGAACACGCCAGCCGGCUCCCCGAUUCUCAGAGGACUGCUCAGAGACCUCCAGUCUGGAGGAGGAUGUUGAGGCAUAUAGGCUUUCCUGUUCGAGGAGCCACAAUGUCAGGAACACAGGUUAUGGGAGGGCGUACCCCGAUGGCAGCCAGCGGGAGUGCGGCAGGAGGAGCCUCCACGCCGAGUUGAACGGGGAGGUGGCUGGACGGAGACGCAGCUCCCCACAGUGCAGGACCGACCCAGACCAGGACUAUGCCAACCCGGCAGUGUGUGUGUUGGCUCAGAACAGCACAGAGGAGAGGACCUCUCUGAAGACCAAAGGGAGACCGGCAGGCAAAAGGGACCGAAGUAGGAGAGGUCUGCCCGGGAAAGGCUCCAUCGCCAAUGGCAACCUGAGAACACCUGCAUUACAGAUGAUGGGCCAGGCUACAAGCAGGGAUGUGUAUGGAGACACGUCGUCUGAAAGCUCCAACUCUGUGCCGUCCAGCCCGGUUCACCAGCAGCCACAAGAUACAGAGAGUCAGUCGGAUAACUCCACCCAGGAACCGGCCAACAAGCCCCACCUCCCCAAGAGUCUGGGAAGGAAAGCGGUUGCCAUGGUGAACCCGCUGAAGGCGGAGCCCGAGCAGGCGGGGGCAGAGCCGGCCCUAAACCCCUGCCUCUCCUAUGCCCUGCAGUACAGCCCCGCCCCCAGAGAGGCAGACAAACCUGGAGAGAGCAAGCUCACCGUCACCCCGCUGACCAAGCAGGAGAGGAGAGCGGGCCGCUCCGCCUCUAGAGACCCCGCGGAGCCGCCUGCCGUCCCCCAGAAGCAGCAGCUCCCCCUGGGGGCCAUCAGCGUGCUGUCGCCCUCCCAGUGCCCGCUGCAGCCCGCCGGCCCCGAGCUAACGCAGGCUGCCGCGUCUGCAGGGAAGCCGUGUCCCAAGACUGCCGCCCAGCCCCUCCCACCGCCGCACACCUCCAGCGCCUGCUCGAGCCAGGCCCCACCUCCUGUCGGCGUGCCCGUCCAGACGCCCGGUCCGGGGCUGCCGCUGCCCGGCGCCCUCCCCCACGGCGUGGCCCCGGGCGAACCCGCCGCCUACGUGGGCCCCGUCGCGCCGCAACCGCAGCCGGGCUGCAACGCCUGCGGUUGCCGCGGAAGCUGCGGCGGGGGCAACGCCCACCAGUCCACCAGCUUCUACCUGGCGCCCCACGCUGCCCGCCAGGUGUUCGCCCCGCCGGCGCCCUUCUUCCACGUGGCGCCCUCGCUGGGCGCCGCCCCCUUUCCUGGCCAGGCACACCAGAGCAACGGCACGCCGCUGUCCUUCUACACCCACGCCUCGCCCGCUGCCGCAGCUGCUUUCGCCGCCGGCGCCCUCCUCCACGCCCACGCCGACCACCUGCUGGCCGCCCAGCCGGGCUACGGCCUGCCGCAGGCGGGGCCGUUCGGCCGCUUUUACCCGCCCGUCUUCCCGUCGGCGGGCGCGGUACCUGGAGGGGCGGGGCCCAAGAAGGGCGGAGCCGGGUCCUGCUACAACUGCGGCGUGAGCGGCCACUACGCCCAGGACUGCAAGCAGCCGUCCAUGGACGCCGGGCAGCCAGGUGGCUUCCGGCUUAAGUACGUUGUCCCCCACUCUUCGGAAGCGCUAGACAAACCUGACUGACAGCGAGCAGAGGCCCGAGGAAAAUCUCUGUUCUCCAGCCAUUCCCUAUAUUAAAGACGCCAGGCCCCCCUUGAUAAAGCGAUGGCAUUUCUGUGUCCUUUGUGUCGGCCGUCUUUAAAAGCUCAGAGGCAGACUGGAAGAACCUGCCCUAAACGAGUGCAGCGCCAUCUCUCUCCCCAUUUUUCCAACAUGGUCUCACUCAUUCAUGACACUGCAGGAGUAAGUAAAGGUGGACGUGGGUGUCUGUGUGCAGAUUCUGUAAUGUUUUUAGUGCUCGACUGGGUUGGAUGACCGGAGUAUUUUGUUGUAUAUUCACAAUGCUUCCAUGUUUUAUUUAGUCAAAAGAUGUUUAUCUCUCUGGAUUUCAGCUAGUUGGGGGGAGGUGUGUGUGUGUAAAAUCUGAUGCCAAUACUCAUACUAAGUACUGGUCUUGAGUACUUGGUCUCCUCUACUUUUUGAAAUGGACAACUUUUAUACAGCCAUUAAGAAAGAGUUAAAAUAAUUUUAUACUUGCUAUGAGCAGCUAUGAAGAGCUUAAGUUUAUUUACCAUUUAUCUGAAUUACAACCCUUUUUUAUGACACCUGAGUAUUUUCUUUCCUGAUAGUCAUGAAAAAAAAAUCCCCCCCCCCCCUCAAAAACACAGACAUUCCCAUUUUUUUUUUUCUUCUAGUGUGAGUGUUUUGAAUGUAAAAUGUAUGGCUAAUCUAGUCAGAUAUUGUACUGUGAAAUGGUCUGAGUUUAAAAUCAUGCUUUGGUCAUUCUGUUAUAUGCUGCUGGUUUGCUCUGUUUAGUUUGUUUCGAUAUUAUGCACUAUUAGUAUUGUUCUCAGAUGAAGCCUGCGUGUAAGUGUGCCAGGUGUCUUAAGUGCACUGAUAUAGCAUAUUUUGCUGUAUACUCACUGCCUCCCGUUAUUCGGAACAUGCGCCGCUUGUGGCCACCAGGAGGCGCCGAAGCGCCUCGCUUUCCUGAAGCUGCCUUGACCGAUGCAUGACGUGCAAUGCAUGCGUUCAAAGCCCAAUAUCACGACGGACCUUCCCCCGAAAAAAAAAAAAAAAAACCGCAUGGGGCGGGGACGUGCCAUACGAAGCAAGCGCACAUUUCACGUCGCGAUGCCGUGCUUGUGAAGGAUUUUAGAUUUCAGAGGCGAUCCUUUGUGUCCUCUUUCAAGCCUUACGAAUAGAAAAGUUACAGAGACUCUCCUGAGGAAAACGGCACUCGGACAGAGCGAGGGAGAGCGCGUCUGUGUCGGGGGGAGAAAAGCCCCUCGUUUGGCGGAACUCGGUGAAAAACUCGAUGUCACUUAUCGUGCUUGCUUACUUAUCAAAAAACAAAACAAAAAAAAAACAAACAAAAAAAAACAACAAAAAAAAACACCCACCCACCCCCCCCAAUUCUAGAAGUGGUGGCAUAUUUGUGCCUGUUUUCAUAGACGGCUAAAAUAUUUUGACUAUAAUUCCAAGUCUUGGUUUGCCCAAGUGUCGAGGUUGUGAUUUAUUUCGAAAAGCAAUCGCCAAAGCAGCAAAAGAAAUCGCUUUUAUAUAGAGAUUUGGCAUGUUUUGUGCUGAAUCAUAAAGGGAAAAAAAAAAAAAAUUUGAUGUUCAAUAGAAACAUUGUCUAAGAACCGAGGGCCUUUAACUUAUUAUAGCACCUCCAUAAUUUGCAGUGGCAGAUGCUUAGCUAAGCGAUUCCUUCUAUAGCAGUGUUGCCAGUUGCCACCUUUCAUUUCACUUUAUUUGGCCCUGUACUGUAAGACUUGUCCAAAGCUGUUGGAUCUCUGAGGUGGAACCCAGAAACCUGCCAACUGUAUUAGUUUAAGGUAUAAGAUGCUGUACUGUAUACAAGAGGGCUUUAUUUCUUAGGCCUCAGUUUGUUUACUGUAUUUCAUAUGUAAAUGUUGAUUAAUACAUACUGGAGAGGUUACAGUUUAUCUCUGAUAUUUGCAUUUUAAGCAAAUUGAGCAUUUUCUCUGUGAAGUUAGCAAUAAAUGUUGGAAAAAACAUCCCA